ACCAACAUGGCGGCGCCCAUUUACUGAAAAAGACGGAGCGUGAGAAUGGCGGUGGAAGUGAGGUUACCGGUGGCACGAAAGCGGGUAACUGAAUCAGUGAUUUCGGAAAGUACCCGGCAUCUGGUGGCUCCCGGGGACACAAUCACCACUGACACCGGGUUCAUGAGGGGUCAUGGGACGUAUAUGGAAGAUGACAAGCUGUUGGCGUCCGUGGCUGGCGCCGUGGAGCGCGUCAAUAAGCUGAUAUGUGUCAGGGCUCUGAAGACGAGGUACAACGGAGAAGUUGGUGAUAUCGUCAUUGGUCGUGUAACGGAGGUGCAGCAGAAGAGAUGGAAAGUGGACACUAACGCUAGAUUGGACUCGGUGUUGCUGCUUUCGUCUGUAAACCUUCCUGGGGGAGAGCUGAGGAGGAGGUCAGCCGAGGAUGAGCUGGCGAUGAGAAGUUACCUGCAGGAAGGAGACUUGAUCAGCGCAGAGAUUCAGGCUGUGUACUCAGAUGGAGCGCUCUCAAUGCACACACGCAGUCUCAAGUAUGGGAAGCUGGGGCAAGGGGUCCUCGUUCAGGUGUCGCCGUCGCUGAUAAAGAGGCGCAAGACCCACUUCCAUAAUCUGCCCUGCGGGGCCUCUAUCAUUCUGGGAAACAAUGGCUUUAUCUGGCUGUGCCCCAUACCCGAGGAGACGGAGGAGGAGGCUGGUGGCUUUGUCACUAACCUGGAGCCGAUAUCCUUAUCUGACAGAGAAGUGAUUUCUCGCCUGAGAAACUGCAUCCUCGCCCUGGCAAAUCAGAUGAUGAUGCUGUAUGACACCAGCAUCCUAUACUGCUACGAAGCUUCGCUGCCUCACCAGAUCAAAGACAUACUGAAAGUGGAGGUCAUGGAAGAUAUUGUGCUGGAAACCCGGCAACGUCUUGCAGAACAGGAGGGAUAACUUCUUCUUCGGAGGCAAUUCCGUGCCGGGCCAUUUAACCAGCUGCCCAAAAGGCUUAAGAUCUACCGAGCGUAAAUAAUGUUCUCCAUGAAAGACUUAAAAAGGAGGUGCUGACUUUCCCCUUUGUUUAAACCUCCCAAUGAGUCCAUUUGUGUUUGUACCUGGAGAAAUAACAUCUGGUUUAGUAAAAGCAGUGGUAGUUUGGUGUCCUUGCAUAACAUUGUAUUCAAGUAGAAAAAAAGUAAGUGAAAGCGGAAAAAAGUUAUCCACCUGC
This is a messenger RNA of Spea bombifrons (plains spadefoot toad), 1201 nucleotides long. RefSeq names its product exosome component 2 (gene EXOSC2). Gene Ontology annotation, molecular function: RNA binding. The coding region runs from base 46 to 927 and encodes 293 amino acids. Gene Ontology annotation, cellular component: cytoplasmic exosome (RNase complex); nuclear exosome (RNase complex). The record is from RefSeq and is a predicted model, not a curated record. The transcript has 9 exons. Gene Ontology annotation, biological process: nuclear polyadenylation-dependent rRNA catabolic process; U4 snRNA 3'-end processing; poly(A)-dependent snoRNA 3'-end processing. NCBI's taxonomy places the organism in Eukaryota, Metazoa, Chordata, Amphibia, Anura, Pelobatidae.